CGCUGUACAACUCCACCGCCAAACCCAAUCAGCUCACUAUGCUCCAUUUCGCAGCUUGUUGUUUUGGGCGUUACCGCCCCGUUUUGCUGGCUGUAACGCCCAGCUUAAUGACGUGUUUGGUGGGGUGGGUUGGGAAAACGGACCUGCUAGCCCAACCAACGCCCCACCAAAACACAUCAUAUAUAGAGAGAUCAAAUAACUCUCCCUUCGACAAGAAUUCACAAAGAAAAAAACCCAGAAAGAAAUGAGUAGCUUAGAAGAUGAGAAACUAAUCCAGAUGGUGUAUGAUUUUAUAGAAUCUUCAUCACCUGCUUAUUCUUCCUCUGCUUCUUCAGAUUGUAAGUCUUCCAACCAUCACCCCAAGUAUUUCACUUUACAGGAGAUUCUAAGAAGUGGAACUGAAGCUGAGAGUGAUGUCCUGAAGCAUAUAAGAUUAAGCAAAAGAGAUACUGAUAAGAAAUGGCUGGUGAAGAAGCUUCAAAUGAAUGGGUUUAAUGCUUCUCUCUGUCAAACCUCUUGGGUCACUUCCUCUGGCUGCCCUGGUGGUGAUUAUGAAUACAUUGAUAUACUAAUCAAAGAGGGGAAUGGAGAGGAAACAAGGCUUAUAGUGGACAUAGACUUCAAGUCUCAGUUUGAGCUAGCAAGGCCUACACAAUCAUACAAGGAACUCACUGAUUUGCUCCCAACAAUCUAUGUUGGAGAUGAGAUCAAGCUUAACAAGAUAAUCAGUCUUCUUUGUUCAGCCGCCAAACAGUCCCUUAAAGAUAGAGGUCUACACUUACCUCCAUGGAGGACUAGGACUUACAUGCAGUGUAAAUGGCUUAGAAGAGAAAAUGGAGAAGAAGCCAGAAAUGGAGAAAACGGUUUUGGCAGCCAUGAUUGGGUACCUCCAAUGGUUGUGAAGAAGCCCAAAAGAAGGGAUGUGGGUGGUGGGUCUGGCUUGUCUAGUCAGUUCUCAAACAUGGGUAUUCUUCUUCAGUUUUUUGGUUAAAGUUUUGAGUGCUGGUUACCACUUUCUUUGUACUGAUCAGGCAAUAUACAGGCAAAUGGUAUUAUUGUUAAGAUUGCAAUUUUGUGGCCUGUUUUCCUAUAAUGAUAGAAGAGAUUUUUGUUCCUAUUUUCA
Messenger RNA from Tripterygium wilfordii, 1123 nucleotides. RefSeq lists its product as uncharacterized. Bases 245 to 991 code for a protein of 248 amino acids. Lineage: Eukaryota; Viridiplantae; Streptophyta; Magnoliopsida; Celastrales; Celastraceae. The transcript has 3 exons. The record is from RefSeq and is a predicted model, not a curated record.